GUUAUUUAAUAGGUUACAGAAAAUAUACGUGCUAACCUUGUAUUUUUAAUAUCUUUAACGAGGUCAUUUGUUACUACCAAAUCAUAUGUAUGUUUAAAAUUAUAAAAUGGCCACAGUUAUAGUUCCAGAGGCGUCUAGACAUGAUGAAUCUUUACAAUGGAUUAACGAAAGCUUUUUAGUAUCCCAAGACUUUGGCCCCAGUAAUGAAUUAUCCUGUAGACAACUACCAUACUGGAAAACUCUAACAAAACGAAUGUCUGAUUCAUAUCAAUCAUUAGUAAGCUUGUUAUCAAAGAAUAAAAAGAAACGAUUUUCGGGAAGACUUAAUUCGAAAUAUGUAAGAAAUGAAGUAAUUGUUUAUAACGUCAAUAACAGUACUGAAAAGGAGCAAGAAAGUAAUUUAGUUAAUGACUGGUAUAAGAGAGAAUACACCAAUCAAGUUGGGGAACCUCCGAAACACGAUGCGGAGGAGCGCUUAGAGAAGGCUAUUAAUGGAUUAAAAUGGCAGUCUAAGUGCAUUGCUUUUGAUCGACUGUUUUAUGCUCCACCGAUCCAGCGCGAACUAAUGCUAGAGCAAGUAAAUUGGGAUGACACUCCACUAGCUCUAGCCUGCACGUGUCCAGCAACGAUAUGCACAUGCUCGUGUAGGAAAAACUAUUUGUUGCCAGCUCAAAAAAUACCUAGACGACUGUGUCCAUAUUGGUUCGGUGUUAAGCGAUUUUUAUGGUUGUUCCAUUGUGCGAAGUAUCCAAAAUCAGCUGGUACCCUCAUUCCAAAACUAGUUGCUGUUGUCAAUAAACAAUCUGCGUUUUACAAAAGUCCUAAAGGACGUAUAAUACUAACACAGAAAGGUCCAGAGUUUUGCAUGUCCGGUUGUUUACAAUACUUAGUAUCGAGUUCGCAAGCGAAUGCGUUAUUGGCUGCUGAAAUCGCGAAAAUUCAAGAGAUCGACGUUGAAGGACUUCAGGAGAGCGGUGGUACGAAGUUUGACGUACCAGAUGAGAUGGACACCGAAGGAUAUUGUGAUGGGUUCACGUGUACUGUUUCAACGCAAACUGACAACGAUGAAGAAUCCAACGAAUUAUUAAUGGGAGAUUACACUCACGUCCUGUACGCGUCAGUAGAGAAUACCUUCAUGAGUGACAUGGACGGGAAGAAACUGCAGAUAUCAUUUUACAAUGAAGAGCCUCCAGAUCCUUGCGCUUUUAGCCUUAGCAGAGUUUUCCAUGUCGAUGAGUAA
Bombyx mandarina (wild silkworm) is the source of this 1240-nucleotide messenger RNA. RefSeq lists its product as uncharacterized. The record is from RefSeq and is a predicted model, not a curated record. NCBI's taxonomy places the organism in Eukaryota, Metazoa, Arthropoda, Insecta, Lepidoptera, Bombycidae.